Messenger RNA from Botrytis porri, 2464 nucleotides. RefSeq lists its product as uncharacterized. The transcript has 3 exons. Bases 769 to 1740 code for a protein of 323 amino acids. The record is from RefSeq and is a predicted model, not a curated record. Gene Ontology annotation, molecular function: protein binding. Lineage: Eukaryota; Fungi; Ascomycota; Leotiomycetes; Helotiales; Sclerotiniaceae.
GACUGGGACUGGGACUGGGACUGGGACUGGGACUGGGACUGGGUACGCUGAGGUACGGUACUUACUCAUUACUGCCUGGGACGAUUCAAUCCAUUCAAAUGCAGAUUUUUUUUAUUUACCUGGAAGGAGAUUCACGAUUGACCGACAUCAAUAUAGAUUGGUUGAUUGUUUGUUGCGUUGACUUAUCGAUAUAUUAAUUGAUCUGCGAGAUACAAGUUAAUCAAUUGAUCAAUACAUAUUUCCCUACCUCCCUACUUCCCUACCUCCCUACCUCCCUACCUCCAUACAUUCACACGCAUGCUCAAUAUAUACUCGAAGAAUAUCAGCAACAUUUGAUACCAUUACGUCGAAGAAUAACCUUCCAGAUCUUCAUCACAAAGGAGCAACAAUCAUCAAUGGAUCCCUAAGUAUCAUACCACGAAUAAACCAAUUGAUGAAAGCCAACCAAGUAAAGUGUUCACAUCAAAGUCCUUAAUAUUGUCUUUGGUAGACAACAAACAUCUCUCAAAUACUUGGAAUACCUUCAUUUCCACUUCCAGCUCAUUCAAACUAACACGCUACUUCGUACAUUAAAGAAACGGCUUUCCCCAGAUACAUCAAUCAAUCACCGUCUUAUUCCGCCUAAAGCCGUGGAUCCCCCCAUUUUCACCAUCCAUUUUACAUGGGGCGGUAGAUGCUAAGAUACCCCGUUUCCACUUCUCAUCCUGCACCUCAGAAACAACCCAACCCAACCCAACCAAUCCAAUCCAAUCCAUUCCAUUCACCAGUAUGACUUCGACAUCGCCCGCAGGUCAUAGACUUGAUCCUAUUCAAACCACAAACUUGUCAUUAAAUACAAAUACGGCUCCUGUCGAGAUGGAUGAACUUGACGCUUCGAAAAAUUCAAAAGUUGUCUCAGGGACGUCGGGUCUAUUAAAUGAUAUUUCGAUUCCGGAAACAUCGCCAAUAACAUCCGAUUAUCCAUCCUAUCCUUCAAAAUCUUCAGUUUUACCCACAACAACAAUAACAACAACAAAAACAACACGUUCGACGACAGAGAUGGUGGACUCAUCAAAACAAAAUGCCUCGAUUGGCAAUGGUGGAUCAACAUCACAAGAAGCAUUGACCGCACAACCCGUUACGAACGAAGAAACCUCAUUUAUUGAUCCUGCGCCUGCGCCGCCACCAGCAAUGUCGAAAAGCGAAGGUAAAGCCCCUGCUACCGAAUCAUCCUCCGACGCUCAAGAAUCUUUAACUUUGCGACCACGAAUGAAUUCAGAAGCUAUCGGUCCCUCGAUUGACAGUACCAAAACGCCACCACCACCUGCUGAUGGAGGGCCCAGAAUCUUGAUUACCUUGCUGCUUACAUCGGGCGCGCGCCAUCCAUAUAAGAUCGAUGAAAAAUAUUUGACCAAACGCUCUGUUGCGGUACCCGGUGUUACAGAAAACGGAAAGAAGGAUCCUCUUACUAUUAGUGUAUAUACGCUCAAGGAGUUAAUAUUAAGGGAAUGGAGAGAUGAAUGGGAAACAAAGCCUAGUAGUCCAACCAGUAUACGAUUGAUAUUCUUUGGGAGGCUGUUGGAUGAUAAAGAUCCUUUGAAAGCAUGUAAAUUUAACCCCGAAACAUCAAAUGUGGUGCACAUGACUAUCAGACCCCAGGAUAUAGUCGAUGAGGAAGAUGCAUCAAAAGCGAAGUCCAUGGGCCGAGGAGGAGGAGAAGAUGGUGAAAGCAAUGCUGGGUGCAGAUGUGUUAUACUCUGAAUCCGAUCAUUCAAAAGUCACCAUAUUCGUUUAAAUUACAAACUACACACUCGAAUGCUGUCCAUGGAAAGCGUCGAAAGGGGAAUCUAUUUGUAUACAUGAUUCUCCAAUUCAUUGAACAAAGAUACAACCAAGCACAUACAUAACAACCCAAGUCACCCAAUACAAUGGGCACAUUACGAGCGAGAAAAUGGCGUUUCGGGUUCAAUUUGAUUGAAGGGUGACAUUUCCCCUAUUUUGCUUUCUUUAUACGGUUUGUCGAGCGUUUUUCAAAUAAAAGGGUCAAGGCAUCAUAUCGGAUGUGAAGCUUUGUUAAUAAAGGAUUUGAGCGGUUGGGGGCGGAGUGAGCGUGAACGAGAGCGGGUUGUAUGCUGUGUUGUGUAUAAUAAGAUGGAUGUGUGAUCAUAUAUGGAUUUUAGGACAUCAGGAUUCUGUGCAUGGAGUGAGAGAGAUGGCGGAGGGGUGAACAGAGGGAUGAAUGGCGAAUUGAUUUUUUUGAUUGAUUUGAUUUGAUUGAUAGCGAGCGACAUGGUUAGCGUUUGGUAAAGGUGAAAUAUUUGAAAGGGAAAUUAGGAAUUCGUUAGGAACAAUACAGGACAGAUGAUGUUCUGGAUCGCAAGAGCGAACGUUUAUUUGCUUGACGUGACUGCUUUGACGAGAGCUUCUAGCAAAAAUUUCUGGUCACAUUUCAUAGAGGUUACGAGGAGGAGUGGUAUGGUAGGGU